CAGAACGUCUGCCAGUCGCCGCGUCACUGCUCUCGGAACCAGAAUCUGAUCUCCACUUGCUCGAACUGACGCAGGAUUUCCUGAGGAAAAAGCGUCGCCCGCUCGUCGUCUCGGCUGGACGCGAUAUGGGCAUGACCAGCCAUGCUGGGCAGAGCGCGGUGGUCCCAACCAUGCGAACAGGACGUUAGAUAUCCUUGCGUAUGAAAUGCGCAUCCAUGGUAUUACUUGGCUAUUAUAAGACAUAGCUAUACACACUUUUGCCAGCCCAGUCCAGUCCCAUCCAAACGCCUUCCCUGGGGUAUUCUCUGCCUGUGCAUGCAUUCUUCCUCGUCCUGUCGUCUGUUCUCUAUUCUGUCUGAUCUCAAGCUCCGCCUCUACCUAUGCCAACGCGAACCCAGCAACCAAUCCCCCCGCAAUCGCCCCCACAAUCUCCGGAUAGUUCGCAUGCGCCACGCCCGUACUUUGCUGCAGCGCCGACGCCGUCGACGAUGUCCCGCUCGGCGCAGUCGUCGUAGACGCCGCUGCCGCAGACGAAUCUGUCACGUCGGUCCCCGAGGACGCGGCCUCCGCAGCGGUGCUGGAAGCUGUAGUCGUCGUCCGCGGCGAGUGGAUCGCGGAGUGGAUCGCAGAGUGAUCGCCGGGGUAGUCGUCGGUAGCGGUGGCGCCGAAGGUGAGCGCGUUGGACGGGUCGAAGACGGGGAUUGUGUAGGUCACUGUGGGAGGACGGCGUGUUAGUAUGAGUAUACGGAGUAGACUAGUCGAUUGAUUGAUUGAUUGAGGGGGUAUGUAAGGGAAGGGGC
Trematosphaeria pertusa is the source of this 800-nucleotide messenger RNA. RefSeq lists its product as uncharacterized. The record is from RefSeq and is a predicted model, not a curated record. NCBI's taxonomy places the organism in Eukaryota, Fungi, Ascomycota, Dothideomycetes, Pleosporales, Trematosphaeriaceae. The transcript is spliced from 2 exons. The coding region runs from base 316 to 735 and encodes 139 amino acids.